CUCCAAACAGCGACUUACACUACUUCCAUCAGCUGCACUCUCCGUUCUAAGACAAACGUCCCCGCGCGAUUUACACUCACUGAAACAAAAAAGAAAAAAGAACAAAUGUCGAUGACGACAAUUGAUUCACAUUUUGAGGGUUUCGGUCUCGCCAACCCAGGACUUCCGCCCGGCCACAUUCUCCAGCUCCCUGACGAGGUGCUGGUUGAUAUCCUCUUGACAGCCGCGGAAUGGCUAAAGAACAUUGACGGUGCCGAUUUCUACGCUCUCUAUGCCGACCGCCGGGUCAUGACGCUGGUGUGCCGCCGCUUUCAUCGUCUCGCCACCCCUCUGCUCUACUCCCAGCUCGUCGUUGUCCUCGAGAGGAUCAUCAACCGCGAAAACAAUCCGGCCGACUCUGAAGUCCAUCGAACUGGUCACAUCGGCAAGGCGCUGGGUCUCCUGCACCGCACUCUGAAAUCGGACUCCAGUCUUCGAAGCCUCUGCAGGGACUUGGUCGUUGAUAUGAAGCAAGCCGAGCACCGCCGCAGGCCCAAGCAGGGCUUGUUCAGAUUCUUCGAUUUGGCUAAGUGGCUUUGCGGCACCGAAAGCCUGCGCAUUCACAAUGGUUUUGGCAACGGCGAGAGAGGACUCACCUAUUCGUUCCUGAGCCUGGCUAUGGAGAACUUGCCGCGGCUGAAACGACUGGCCCUGACCUAGACGCAGCAAUCAUUAUACUUCAACGCUCGCACCAUAUUCACGUCCGAGUGGCAUAAGAGGAUUGAUUAUUCAGUUUCCCGAGCUCAGAGAACUGCAGCUGUCUGGCUUGUCUCGGG
Parathielavia appendiculata is the source of this 815-nucleotide messenger RNA. RefSeq lists its product as uncharacterized. The coding region runs from base 106 to 699 and encodes 197 amino acids. The transcript has a single exon. NCBI's taxonomy places the organism in Eukaryota, Fungi, Ascomycota, Sordariomycetes, Sordariales, Chaetomiaceae. The record is from RefSeq and is a predicted model, not a curated record.